Molecule: messenger RNA, 1985 nt
Organism: Physella acuta
Lineage: Eukaryota; Metazoa; Mollusca; Gastropoda; Physidae
Product: heparan-sulfate 6-O-sulfotransferase 2-like
Cellular component (GO): membrane
Molecular function (GO): heparan sulfate 6-sulfotransferase activity
Source: RefSeq, a predicted model, not a curated record
CAUCAGCAAAGUUUAGCUAAGAGCUACCAUCUACAUCAGCAAAGUUUUGUUAGGAGCUACCAUCGACUGCAGCAAAGUUUAGCUAGGAGCUACCAUCCACCACAACCAACGUCCCAGCAGUCAAAGUUUCACCUAAGAUGCAGCUGAUGCUGACAAGAUCCCACAGACGGGCCAGUUUUGGACUUGUGUUUUUCAGUAGCCUGACUUUCUUCCUACUCGGGGCAAACCGUUUCAAUCGGCUCAACAAAGAUUUGCACUGGACUUCAGAGGGGACAGAGUCUGGUGUCAACAUCAAUGGAAAUGACGUCAUCGUAGCGCUUCACAUCCCUAGAACAGGCAUGAGUAUAGUCUCUAACCACAUCAUCACAGCCAGCAGCAUACCCUGCACCUGCAGGGGCAACAUGACCAAGUGCAGGUGUCUGAACAGGCAGGGAGACCACUGGUUCUUCCACUCCUACAACAGCACGGGUUAUGUGUGCGGGCAGACAACCGACUUCACCACGCUGACUAGCUGUGACGUCGACCACUGGUACAAAACAAGUGGACAUGAUAGCCGUCCGUACCGCAGGUACCACAUGUUCACCAUACUUCGAGAACCGUUGACCAGGUACAUCAGCGAGUGGAUGUUCACACGGAAUGAGGACACCUUCUUUAAGAACGAGCCUCGAAUCUUCCGGAACACGAGCCUGGAGCUGCAGAAGAAAGGACUUGCCUGUUGGGUUGGCAUCAAGCUAUCGUCCUUGACAUUCUUAGAUUUUCUUAACUGCAGGGACAACCCAGCCAACAACCGACAGACGAGGAUGCUGGCCAACCUAACCAUGGUUGACGCCUUAGGUUUUUCUGGAGACGCCUAUGACGAGGCGCUGUUGGAGAGCGCCAAAAGAAAUCUGCAACGAUUGGCCGUCUUUGGUAUACUCAGUCGCAUCGAGGACACGAUGGAGCUUUUAGAGGCGGAGCUUGGCCUCCACUUCCUGUCGCCCAUCCAUGUACCCAACGCUAUGAGUCGGGCCGACACGCCUUCACACCUGCGAGCCAAGAUGGCCGCCGUCAACAGUCUCGACAUGCGACUUUAUAACUUCGCUGUGGAGCUCUUCAACACAAGGAUUCAUCAGCUGCGUUAUAGCAGGAAGUCACUCAGGCGUAACGCUGGUACAUCUGUGAGGCAUGACGACGGGAAGGCAGAGUGAACAGUUUAUCUAGAGAACACACAACUUUCUAGACAACACACGACAGCAACUUUCUAGAGAACACACAACUUUCGAGAGAACACACAACUUUCUAGAGAACACACAACUUUCUAGAGAACACACAACUUUCUAGAGAACACACAACUUUCGAGAGAACACACAACUUUCUAGAGAACACACAACUUUCUAGAGAACACACAACUUUCUAGAGAACACACAACUUUCUAGAGAACACACAACUUUCUAGAGAACACACAACUUUCUAGAGAACACACAACUUUCUAGAGAACACACAACUUUCUAGAGAACACACAACUUUCGAGAGAACACACAACUUUCUAGAGAACACACAACUUUCUAGAGAACACACAACUUUCUAGAGAACACACAACUUUCUAGAGAACACACAACUUUCUAGAGAACACACAACUUUCUAGAGAACACACAACUUUCUAGAGAACACACAACUUUCUAGAGAACACACAACUUUCGAGAGAACACACAACUUUCUAGAAAACACACAACUUUCUAGAGAACACACGACAGCAGCUUUCUAGAGAACACACGACAGCAACUUUCUAGAGAACACACGACAGCAACUUUCUAGCGAACACACGACAGCAACUUUCUUAGAACAACUAACAACGCUGGAUAAUUCGCUAUCCCGUCCCACUGUGUGUGGACGGACACAUUGCAAAUAGAAGAAAUGUUGGGAAGUGAAGGAUGAACCAAGAUUUCUAAUACGUUAAAACAGGAGGAAUCUUUGUGUGGUUGAGAAAGAGUGUAAGAGAGAGAGAG